AGGAGAGGGGAGGAGGAGGCGGCACUUGAGCUGCAGCUCGCAAACCCAGGCAGUCUUCUCUCUGAGAGAGAGGGGGAGCGGCUGCCGAGGUGUAGGAUGCUCUUGGAGGCGCCCUGAGCCAGGGACGCCUGAAGCAGCCUCGUUGGCCAGGGCAACAGGGCAGCUUUCACCAUGCAUCAGUCCCUGACUCAGCAGCGGUCCAGCGAUAUGUCUCUGCCCGAUUCUAUGGGAGCCUUCAAUCGGAGGAAACGAAACUCCAUCUAUGUCACCGUGACUUUGCUGAUAGUGUCCGUGUUAAUUCUCACGGUGGGCCUUGCUGCAACCACCAGGACCCAGAAUGUGACUGUUGGAGGUUAUUACCCAGGAGUUAUUCUCGGCUUCGGAUCAUUCCUUGGAAUCAUUGGAUCCAACCUCAUUGAGAACAAACGGCAGAUGUUGGUGGCUUCUAUCGUCUUUAUCAGCUUUGGUGUGAUUGCAGCCUUCUGUUGUGCCAUAGUCGAUGGGGUCUUUGCUGCCAGACACAUUGAUCUGAAACCACUCUACGCUAACCGGUGCCACUAUGUUCCCAAGACAUCCCAGAAAGAAGCUGAGGAGGUCAUAAGUUCCUCAACCAAAAAUUCUCCUUCCACGAGGGUUAUGAGGAACCUUACCCAGGCAGCUAGAGAGGUGAACUGCCCUCACCUCAGCCGUGGAUUCUGCACGCCUCGCAUCCGGGGAAACACCUGCUUCUGCUGUGACCUCUACAACUGUGGCAACCGGGUGGAAAUUACUGGUGGGUACUAUGAAUACAUCGAUGUCAGCAGUUGCCAGGACAUCAUCCACCUCUACCACCUGCUCUGGUCUGCCACCAUCCUCAACAUCGUUGGCCUGUUCUUGGGCAUCAUCACUGCCGCUGUUCUUGGAGGAUUUAAGGACAUGAAUCCAACUCUCCCGGCAUUGAACUGUUCUGUUGAAAAUGCCCAUCCGACUGUUUCUUAUUAUGCUCGUCCUCAAGUGGCAUCCUACAAUACCUACUACCAUAGUCCUCCUCACCUGCCACCAUAUUCUGCUUAUGACUUUCAGCAUUCUGGCAUCUUUCCACCCUCGCCUCCCUCUGGACUUUCUGAUGAGCCCCAGUCUGCCUCUCCUUCACCCAGCUACAUGUGGUCCUCCAGUGCACCACCCCGUUACUCUCCACCCUACUACCCGCCCUUUGAAAAGCCACCACCUUACAGCCCCUAGAGGAAUGUCUGCUGGCCAUUGGGAUUAUUGUGGCUUUUGUAUUUCUGCUUUAGUGGAAGUGUAUAGGGUACACAAUUUCAAGUGUGAUUCUUAUGCAUAGUUUCAAGUUUUACAAACAGCCUACCAGGCUAGGGAAAGAUAGGAAUGAAGCUUAUUUGUUAUCAGUGCCGAACAGGAGUGGCUAGGCUGAACCCAGGACUUCCGUGAAGAACAGUGCACAUGCUCUAAGCAAGGCUGGGAAGCCAGCCCAGCAAGAAGCUUGUCAUGUUUGGACCUGUAAUACCCUAUGGCUCUUCCUGUGUUCAGCUAAAGUGUGGUUGUCAUCUGUUUCAUUUUGUGUAAAUGGAGUUUUGUCCUCAAGCCCUUGGUAGAUUGCUACCCUAGUACCUCGGUUGAAGUACCUGGCUUAUAGACCCUAUCUUUCCCUACUACUAAAGUCAGUUCCUAAGGAAAAUUUCCCAGAUGAUGGGGCUACACAGUAGUUCCUUUACGGAGAGUUCUGACCAGGAUUUAGUUUACUUGUGUCUGGAUGUUGUAAAAAGCUGCCCAUAUCUUUUCCUUCUCUAUGAGUAUUGUAAAAAUGGCUGUCGUGAUCAUUCAGCUCAGCUUUUGUUCUUGGUACCUCCCAAAGGGAAAAGUGCAAUAUCCAUUCAAGUAGUGGGAUACAGGGUUGAUUGUUCUAGAAGCACUGAAAUACACAGAGAGCAACGUGAGAUAUUUUAAGGAGAUAUGUUAUAUAUCUGAUAAUUUAGGAGACAGUGGUUCUACUACGUGUUGUAGUAUCACAAAAUACAUUUGCUACAGAUAUAAAUCUUAUGGUUAAAUUCAGAAUUAAAAUGCUAGAUUAGGUUCUUGGGUCGCAACAUGAAUUGUUACUAAUCUUUGUGACUAUUUAAUCUUCAAAUAUUGUGCUUCAACCCUAGCAAACCGCACGUAUCCUGCACCCUACCCCAAAAAGAUCAUGUUUUAAUGCUAUUGCUCUUAUUGGUCCCGUUUCUGUUGAGACCAAUUAUGACAGUGUUAAAGAUUAUGAAAGUUUUACAAUGCCGCUUUAAAUCUGCAAAACCUCAAAUGUAGCCAAUUUGACAAAUUAUUGUGUUAUUGUAGAUUAAAAAUCCAUCUGGCACAUUGUGGUAGGUAUUUGUACAGUUCUUUUAAUUAGGCAUAGCUUUAAACCACCAACCUGAUGGAUUUAACACUUUGGCACUCAUGCCUUCACUUCAAAGCGAACACUUUCAUUGCAAUCUUAUGUUAACCUGAGGAUUGAUUUUUAAAAAGAUUGAUAACCCUAGACUUGUAUCAUGUAAAAACACCAGGGCUAUAGGAGGGUACCUAAUUAGACAGUUCUGCAAACAGAACACAUACUGGAAAUUUUUCCAGCCAAUUUAGCUACCUCCUGACUUGAUGGACUACAGGUAGCAGGCAAACGCUGGUGCUCCCAUCUACCUUGCAGACACCCAGCCAUCAAGAAUUAUCAAGGCACAACAAGUGCACUCACUGUUCACAGUAAAUGUUUGCAAGACAUUCAGUUUAAUUUUCAGCACCAUGAAGUCUCAUCCAGAUUUGAAAUCUGAAAAACUAUAAUCUUUUGUUAUAUAAAAUUACUAUUAUUUUCCAUAGUUCUGAGCAUGUUAAAAUUCUAUUGGAUUUCAAAAAGGAACUAAUAACCAAUUGACUUACAAGUAUCAACUUGUAAUUCAAUGAAAUAUUUUGCUAUUUACACUUUACCUUUUGCUUUAGUAUUUAAUUUUUUAAAGGCAUCAUUACACACUAUAUCCUACAUUUAUCACAUUUCUUAAAGUGUUAAGAUUCUAUGACUCAUUUCUAUGUAUUUUUCUUACUUUACAAAAUAACUUGAAAACAGAUUUUGUAACACUUAAUUUGAGCAGUUUCUUUUUUAUUACAUCAAAUUACAUGAAGUGCAUGUUACCGUAAAAAUUAAUAUUUGCUGCUUUACUCUUUUGCAAAACAUUUGCUGUAAUGAAGGAAUUUGUAUUUCCAAUAUGUACCUUAACUGUAUUUUGUAAUCUUUACUGCUUUAUUCCUAAUUCUGCUUUAAAGUAUUGAACUGGGCAUGAAAUAUUAAAAUAUUAACCCAGCACCUAUAAACUGGAUGCUGCUUAAAAUCUUUAUCACUGCCAUGUUGGAAAUCCUGACUGCUUUUGUGAUGUUUCAAAUUAAUAAAAUUAUCCUCCUCCUCAUCCACUUACAUAUGUCUUCAUGGAAUCUACAAAGGGUGUCACAAAUGUUCUAAAGAAGUGAUUUUCAACCCAUGUGCCACAAGAAUUUUUAAAACACGUAGUACCUAUUUAGUCAGGGACACUGACCUCUUUUCCCUUAGAUUGUCAAAUAAAAAAAACUGACAACAGCUAACACACUUCCUGUCCAGUGUGAAUGAGCCAAAAUAUACCUAUUUUUUGUCAGAUUGGCACAGAAUUUUAAUAAUUAGUUUAUGUGUGGCAUGAGAUGAAAAAGGUUGCAAAUUGUUGCUCUAAAGUGACAGCAGCUGACUCACUUUUGACUAGAGUUCAAGAUACAAUGGGCAUGCAAAUAACCAACAUAUAAAACCUAAUGAAGAAUUCUGUCUUGCUGUCAUUAGAUAUAUAGCUCCAAUCUCCUGACACACACACAAAAAUUGAGAACAACAGAAUAUAAAGGUCUAUAUAACUUCUGAAAGAUAGUCUUGUAAAAAAAUGCACUCAAAAAUCACAAAACAUUUUAUUUUUGCCAUAUGAAUCUCUACGAACUAAUAUCAGGUAACAGUUGAAAUGUAGAACUUAAAAGUCAUGAAAGGGAAGAUUGUACAAGUAUGAAUAUUACAGCAUUAGGUGAAAAUGGACAAGUUUUCACAUGAUUGACAGAGGUGAGGAAGCCAAUCCUGUAGAAUAGCAAUUAACUUUUUAGAAUAUGCAUGCCUUGACCAUACAAAAUACCUUGUGACAUUUUUACCAUUUGCUUUAUCUUUUUUUGUAUAAUAGGAAACAAUGCAGCAUUAAUUCCUCAUAGUAGUUGCAUGUGGGGAAUAAUUACCACCAAAAUUAUAAUGAUCAUUUAAACAUCUUUGCUUAGUUUGAACAGUUUCACUUUCUGCCAUCUUAACAAAUUGAUAUUUCGAAUAGUUCCUCUCUAGAAUAUUUAUGGGUAAUUUAUCCCAUAACCAAAUUUGAGGCCAACUUGAAAGAAAAAGUGAAGUUCAAUAGCCAGAAAACUAAGUAUAAAAUAAGAAAACCCACAGGAAGUAUUAUAUAAUGUCUUGCUGCAGAUUUCCAACCUAAUAAAUACUGGGAGUAAAGGGUGUAAACCCUUUACUAGAAUAUUCCACAUGAAUUCCAAACUUCAAAUAAAUUUCUAGAAAAACUGAAGACUCUGAUAUACAUGCAAGAAAGAGUCUUCUGGCAAAAAUACAAUUUAAUUUUCCGGUUUUCCUCCUCCCCCCCAAACUCUGGAAGUUACCUUCAGUAGGCACAGUUUAAAUCUCAGACAAAGAAUUUACAUAAAGCACAGCAGAAGCAAAAAAUAAUAUCCAUAUAACUCAGAAUGGAUAGUGUUCCAUUAUAGAAUUCUUGGUCUGACAUAAUAGCCUGUAGAAAAUACCAAGUGUUACGAUGACAAACUAAUUUAUCUAGCACUUAAGUCUAAAAAGUCUGGAAGCCCUGCUGGCAUCAGUAUCACUCAUACUUGUAGAGUAAUUAUGUCUAACUGGUGAAAUAUUUCAGAAUGCACCUAUAGCCAAAGAGCAAUGCUAUCAACAUCUACACAGAAAGGAAGUAGAUAUUGUGAAUCCGGAGAUUGCCGAGUCUUGAGUUAUAAGGUAAUUUAAAAUUUUCCAAGGAUUAGUUUACAAAAUGGUUUUUGACAGUAUAGACUCAAAGAACGGAAAACAGAUGUACGUGAUUCUAAGCCUCAGUAAGCAACAGAUUACUUUUUCUUUCUCCUUGUAUUAUUGCAAAUACUGAUGCCUGAUACCCUCAGCUACCAACUUUAGAAACACUGAAACCAUUAUCUUUAAAUCUAGUUUACCAUCAGAAGAAUGAUGUAUACAUGAGAAAUUACAAUUAAAGCUUUAAGUUUGAAGUCAAGAAAUAGACUAUUUUAAAAAAUACAUUAAGGAGAAAGAAAAUAUGUUGAAUUAAGAAAUACUUAAGCAAAGUUACACAUGACUAAUAACUAUGCACAACAAUCUUUUUCAGUAUCUAUUAAAUUUUUUUCUUUGCAAAGUCAUUUACAGAAGAAGUUCAACAAGUUAAUCUUGUUAUAAAUGCUAGGCUAUAUUUUCCAACCUGCUUCCUUUUAGUUCUAGCACUUCAAUAAGUUUUUACUUUAUUUUCUAAAUGUUUAAAUAUGUGUCAUUUAAAAAGGAAGAAAGGUGGUAUUUACUGGUCUCAAGAUAAAGGGGGAUCAACAAGCUUAUUUUACAUUCCAUAUAUAGUUUGAUUGCUAUAACAUUGCAGCAAUUUGCAGAUGGAAUGGAACUUAUUUGCGAAAGGGUAAAAACCUAAAAGGUCCUGCUGAUAAGAAAGUACUAGAUCACUGAUUCAGUUAUUUCAAAUGAAAAAUUCCUAUUAGAGAUUCUAAGAAAUAUGAACAUUGAAAAAUAUAUGCCAGUAGCCUCCUACCCAAAAUAUGUAGGAGUCUCAUUUCUGGAACCUAUCAUGUAUAAAGAUUUAUAUAGAAUUAAAGAUUUAUUUUGGUGGCUUACAUAUUCAAAAUUUGAAAAUUUUUCAUGGGACUAUUUUUAACCAUAAUGAGCAAAAAGGCAAUCUCCAAUCACUUCUACUCUGCCUCUAACACGAAAGAGUAAAUAUU
This is a messenger RNA of Pipistrellus kuhlii (Kuhl's pipistrelle), 6027 nucleotides long. RefSeq names its product transmembrane protein 255A (gene TMEM255A). Lineage: Eukaryota; Metazoa; Chordata; Mammalia; Chiroptera; Vespertilionidae. Bases 172 to 1221 code for a protein of 349 amino acids. The transcript has 10 exons. The record is from RefSeq and is a predicted model, not a curated record.